This is a messenger RNA of Oppiella nova, 2085 nucleotides long. The record is from the annotation of a GenBank genome assembly. Lineage: Eukaryota; Metazoa; Arthropoda; Arachnida; Sarcoptiformes; Oppiidae.
AUGUGGCACAAAAGGCGAAAAGGACGGCAACCUAACCAUCAAAUUGAUUGCGAGUCGCUAUUGGCGUCCAUACUGUUGGCCGCGACCAUAGGUCUGAUUGGGGGCACCGGGAGCGGCGCCGGGUGUCCCGAGUACUGCGAGUGCAAGUGGUCCAACGGCAAGGAGACGGUCAACUGUGAUCAUAAAUUAGAUGGUAUACCCGUUGGUAUCCCCAGCGCCACACAAACAAAGCCCACGUUGGCGACCCCGGGUGUGUUCAGAGAUAUAUCUGACGACUCGUUCCUUCAGUUAACAAAUUUAGUUGAAAUCGAUUUGUGCGACAAUUCAUUAGAAUAUAUACCGACAGUAAGCCUACAAAAGUGCAAAUCGUUGCGAAAGUUGUCGCUGUGUGUGAACCCCAUCCGUACCGUCAGAUCGGACUCAUUCGCAAACUUAAACUCUUUGGUGACAAUAGACUUGUCUUUGUGUCAAAUCGAGACCAUCGACGCCAACGCCUUCAAAGGUCUUCAAGAGCUCCGAUCCCUAAGACUGGACGCCAAUCGGUUGCGAACUCUGUCGGUGUCGGCGCUGAUAGGCCUCCACGGCCUGCACGCCCUCCAUCUCCAUCAAAACCCCUGGCACUGUGACUGUCAACUCAGGCAUACGGUCGAGUGGUUGACCCGCAAUACCGUUCCCCAGACUCUAUGGCCCACAUGUAAGACGCCCCACAGAAUCGAAGGCUAUUCGUGGCAUACACUGAACCUGGAUGAAUUCUCGUGUUCGCCCGUAAUUCACACACAAUUAACGCAUUUUCACUCAAACAUCGGCCAAAACCUAACCAUCUAUUGCACAGUCAGUGGUUUCCCGAUGCCAUCCAUCAGCUGGAAGUUUGGUGUCGAUGCCGGCGGCGACCCCAGAGACCGCACAAACGUCUCCUUAGACGAUGACAAACGCUUUCUCAUUGAGAAAGUGGCGGUUAAUGAGACUUUCGUCUCCUCUUAUAUCACUAUUAAUGAUCUUCAGCUCCACGACAGUCAACAACUGAUAUGUUUGGCCGCAAACAAAGGCGGUUCCGCCCACAAGAACUUCAGUGUCACUGUUAGCCAAACAUCGCAUACAUUAGACGCUGUCAUAGAUUUGCCUAAAUUUCGUAUCGUAUGCUACAUAAUAGGACUGGUAAUUGCAUUCAUAUUAGUGGUCAUCCUAUUUGUGAUGCCAUUGAUUCGCUCCAAGAGAUGCUCAUCGGUCCGCACGUCGACCCUAUCGCCCAAAUUAGGUCCAAUAGAUAUCCUGCAAAACGUCAAGAAUAGCGACUUAGAGAUGAAGACUAUUCUGACUAAUAAGCCGGAGAUCGCGUUGAUAUCCGACAUAAUUAGGGACACGACAGGCCUGAAGCCCUACAGGUUCGGCUCGGACCCCCUCACCACACCUGAUGUGGCCAACUUCGGGCCCCAUUACUCGGCUCAGCCCCCGUUGACGGCAUCCAAUCGGUCGUCAAUAAUCAGUACGAGUGUGUCGUUUGAUACGUUCCGCUCCACUCCCCCACCACUACUCCACUCCCAGCUACCAGUGCUCGACUCCAGCGAACCAAAGGUUGUAUACAAUAACCACUCGAAUGGUGCUCAACAACAGUAUGACAAUCGCUUUCACUACACAAAACUCAACACAAUUAGUGUAAUGAAUAAUAAAAGCCAACACAACGGUGUGAAUGAGUGCCAGAAAUUAUAUACAUUCAGUGCUAAUCACAUGAGAGACCAGACUAUGAGUGCCGUCAGUGACAUGACAUCGUCUUCAGCACCAGAACUAAAGCCAUUCCUAAGUCACUCGCAAUCGCAUUGUUUAGCAUUAGAUAAAGAACUUGCGAGUGAUUUGAAGGCAACACAGAAUCUGCUUACCAUUAAUGCCAAUAAUAGUAUUUCUGUUACACAAGUCUGAUAAUAAUAGACCCAUUCAUGACUGGCCACCACUCUAUCGCGACCAACCAUUGUCUCUCCCAUUGAUCCCUACAUACAGAACCACUCCAUUCACGAGUCUUAAUCAACACAACUAUUUAAUGGUCAAACAAAACAGCUGUCACUGACCUCUCUCUCUCUCUCUCUCUCUCUC